UUUUAAGCGUGCCCGAGUGCAAGGGCGGCAGCCUAGAUGGUGUUCGGAUGAGGUGUGGGCCAACCUCGUCCGCCACUGGUCUUCUGAUCCAAACUUCUUGGCAAGGAGCGAAUCUAGUAAGAAAAACCGGAUGUCUGAGAAGGCCUUGGAGACCCAAUGGCACGGGGGUCGCAAACCUCAGAGUAAACAUAGAGAAGCUCUUGCGGGGCCUGAGAAGAAGAAGGUCUCGAUCCUCAAGGUCAUCAAACAUUGUUGGACAAAGCACGGCGAUGAGUCGGAAGCCGAUCUGCCACCCUGCCUCGCCGAAAUCGAAACGAAGUACAACACAAAUGUUGAGAAGAAGCGGGCGGAAUUAGGCUUGACCCAGGAGGAUGAGAUCGAUUCUGAUGUGGAAGAUGAUGCGAUCCUUGAGGCUGCUGGAGUGUACAAGGGUCGGGUUCUGUGCAUGGGGGCUGAGGGGCAACGGAUUUUGUAUGACCGCAGCACCGGAGCUUCAUCUUCUCGAUUAGGGCGGGGAGAGGAUCCACGCAUCGCCCAAAUGCAACUAGAAUUGGAGGAGGAGCAGCGGGCAUUAGAGCAGCAACGGAAGAAGGAUGAAGAAACAAGAGCCCGGCUGGAAGCGAUGGAGCGGAUCUUAAACGCCGGAUAUCAGCCUCAUCCUCGGCCGUACAUAUUGCACCCCAAGCAGACUCCUCAAGUUCCGCACAUGGGCAACAUGGGUUAUCAUUCUAACUCCAGAUAUAGUAGCAGCCUAUGAUGGAUCCGGCAUUCGGAUCUCUGUCGUAUGGUAUCUUGAAUCAAUUUCAGUCAUCCGGUCUCAAUUUUUAGCCAACUUAUCUUAUACUUAAAAGAACUACAUAUAGAUUUAAAGUUUUUCCGCUCAAUUGUUAUCGAGUUUAUCUCCUAAUACCUAAAAUCACAACAUAUGAGAGAGAAAUGUAUCCCACUCAAUUGUUAGCAAGCUUAUCUUCUAAUAUUUAAAAGCACUACGUAUGAGAUAGAAAAUUAUCCCUCUCAAUUCCCUGCUCAAUUGUUAGAAAGCUUAUUUUCUAUUUUCUAAUACCUAAAGACACUACAUAUG
Messenger RNA from Cuscuta epithymum, 1081 nucleotides. The record is from the annotation of a GenBank genome assembly. Lineage: Eukaryota; Viridiplantae; Streptophyta; Magnoliopsida; Solanales; Convolvulaceae.